Messenger RNA from Scylla paramamosain (green mud crab), 632 nucleotides. RefSeq lists its product as uncharacterized. The record is from RefSeq and is a predicted model, not a curated record. The coding region runs from base 90 to 548 and encodes 152 amino acids. NCBI's taxonomy places the organism in Eukaryota, Metazoa, Arthropoda, Malacostraca, Decapoda, Portunidae. The transcript is spliced from 4 exons.
GGGCGGUGCACAUUGCUGUGUUAGUCGGUCGGUUGUCAAGUACUGAGCAGGGCUGAAGGCUGUCCACAGCACCGCCAGGACGAGUCAAAAUGAAGUGGGCGAUACUGCUGCUGGUGCUGGCGGUGGGAGCGGCGCUGGCUGAGGAGCAGCAGCAGGAGGUGGAGGGGAAGGCGGAAGAUAGAGCUCUCCUUAAAUCCAAGGUGAGUCUGGUAGCGGUCGCGAGUAGCUUCUUGGGCCUCGUGAGCUCGGGAUUCAGCGUGGCGGCUGAGAUCGUCAUCAUGAUCGCCCUCAUCUUCUUGAUCGUCACGCUGAAGAAGGCUAAGGAUGACCUAGAUAAAGACGAGUACAGCUACGACUAUGAGUACUACCACGCCCCUGCCUACGAGCACGCCGGAUACGAGAGCAGCGGCACUAGCGGCAGCAGCUAUGCGUCCGGUUAUAGUAAGAGAUCAUUGGACUUGCCCUCCUUCCUGAACGCGCCCAUCGUGCAGCGGCUGACGGAGAAGAUCCACAAUGCCAUCGAGCAGUACAGUGAAAUGCAGCAAUAGCGCUUCACCCUCGCUCACCAUUCUUGCCUCCCGACUUCGGGGUUUUAGCACCUCAUAUGUCUAAUUUUUCUCUUCUUAUUUAAU